Manis pentadactyla (Chinese pangolin) is the source of this 1313-nucleotide messenger RNA. It is a transcript of the gene FBLL1, whose product is annotated as fibrillarin like 1. Gene Ontology annotation, cellular component: nucleolus; Cajal body; small-subunit processome. The transcript has a single exon. The record is from RefSeq and is a predicted model, not a curated record. Bases 199 to 1191 code for a protein of 330 amino acids. Gene Ontology annotation, biological process: box C/D sno(s)RNA 3'-end processing; rRNA methylation. Gene Ontology annotation, molecular function: histone H2AQ104 methyltransferase activity; rRNA methyltransferase activity; RNA binding. NCBI's taxonomy places the organism in Eukaryota, Metazoa, Chordata, Mammalia, Pholidota, Manidae.
CAAAGGGCGGCCCCGGGGAUGCGGGGACUGCGGUAGAGCAGGACCUGACCGCCUCUCAGUCUCGCCCGGCCGCCGCGGAGGCUAACGCGGCCGGCGCCAGGACCACCUCCCGGAGCCUCCGCGACCCCUGACAAACCCUCCCAGUCACCGGUAACCCCUGCCAACCGCGUCCAGCCCCCGGGGCGCCCAGGGCGAGCCAUGAAGUCUGCGGGCGCCCGCGGGGGCGGGUCAGGCGGCCGCAGGGGCGGCGGCUGGGGCGGAGGACGCGGAGGCGGCGGAGGGGGCAAGGGCGGCGGCGGCGACGGCGGCGGUCCUGGGGGCAAGGGUGGCUUCGGGGCGCGGGCGCGCGGCUUCGGCGGCCGGGGCCGGGGGCGCGGCGGCGGGGACGGCAGGGAUCGCGGCGGCGGCGGCGGCGGGCAGCGCGGGCGCGGCGGCGUGGCCAAGAGCAAGAGCCGCCGUAGGAAGGGCGCCACGGCUGUGUCGGUGGAGCCGCACCGGCACGAGGGCGUCUUCAUCUACCGUGGGGCAGAGGACGCGCUGGUCACGCUGAACAUGGUGCCGGGCCACUCGGUGUACGGCGAGCGGCGGGUCACAGUGACCGAGGGCGGCGUGAAGCAGGAGUACCGCACGUGGAACCCCUUCCGCUCCAAGUUGGCUGCGGCCAUUCUGGGCGGGGUCGACCAGAUCCACAUCAAGCCCAAGUCAAGAGUGCUGUACCUGGGCGCCGCCUCGGGGACCACGGUCUCCCACGUCUCCGACAUCAUUGGCCCCGAAGGCCUGGUCUACGCGGUUGAGUUCUCCCACCGUGCCGGCCGCGAUCUGGUUAAUGUGGCCAAGAAACGAACCAACAUCAUCCCCGUCCUGGAAGAUGCUCGGCACCCGCUCAAGUACCGCAUGCUCAUAGGGAUGGUGGACGUGAUCUUCGCCGACGUGGCGCAGCCGGACCAGUCCCGCAUUGUGGCUCUGAACGCCCACACCUUCCUGCGCAAUGGGGGCCACUUCCUCAUUUCCAUCAAGGCCAACUGCAUCGACUCCACUGCGUCUGCCGAGGCAGUGUUUGCCUCUGAGGUGAAGAAGUUGCAGCAGGAGAACUUAAAACCUCAAGAGCAGCUGACCUUAGAGCCCUAUGAGAGAGACCACGCUGUGGUCGUCGGUGUCUACCGGCCCCUUCCCAAGAGCGGCUGCAAGUAGCUUCCAGCCCUGGCUGCCCCUGCGAUCGCCCCAAGACUCUCUUGUGUUCUUAUGUAUGUGUUUUCUUUGUGCGUUGUUCUUUCUUUUAUAUUUCUAUUAAAUGGCAUACAGAAACAGUACCC